AUGUCAGACCUCAGCAAAAUGGAAAGUCGAAAAAUGUCGUACCGCGUGGACGGCGAGUUCUUCAUCAUCACGUUCACCGAUCCCAAAUCGCUUAAUGCGCUCUCAGGAACCGAUUAUAUUUAUUUAGCACACCUUUUGGAGAUAGCAGAUCGGUGUGAUACUGUGAGUUUUACGGUAUUACAAAGUACCGGACGUUUCUUCUCAGCAGGCGCAGAUAUUUCUCACAUCGAGCAGGUCCAGGCGGCCGCCAAAUCAGAACCCUCGGGGAUGCUAGGAAAAUGGCUCUCAGAGUUUGCCAGCCGGAAUGUAUAUGUGACGCACACCUUUGCUACACACACCAAGAUCCUCGUUUGCUGCCUCAAUGGGCCAGCAGUGGGUCUUACCGCUGCCAUUGUAAUGCUGUGCGAUCUAGUGUACUGCAUGAACGACGAUGUUUAUUUGUUGUUUCCAUUUGCCAACCUGGCUUUGGUCACCGAAGGCGCUCUCUCAAUCACCUUACCUAUGAAGCUGGGCUAUAACGUGGCCCAUGAAAUAUUGAUGUUCGCCAAGCCAGUCACAUAUCAGCAGCUCAUCGACAAAGUGAUUGUGCGGAAUUACAAGCUCACGGACGCAGAGACUUUCAACAAUCAAGUAUUGUCCGAUCUUUUCGAAAAAACGUCAGGUCUAUUUCACGACAGUUUUAUCAACAUGAAAAGCCUGCUGAAAAGACCAAUACUCUCAGAACUGAAGCGUGCCAAUAUUGACGAAGUCGCCGACGCCAUGAAAUACUGGGUUCAAGGCCUCCCACAAAAGCGGUUCCAGGAAAUUGGUUCGAAGCAACGCAAACACAAGUUCUAA
Molecule: messenger RNA, 837 nt
Organism: Lachancea nothofagi CBS 11611
Lineage: Eukaryota; Fungi; Ascomycota; Saccharomycetes; Saccharomycetales; Saccharomycetaceae
Source: the annotation of a GenBank genome assembly